AAAAAAAAGCACCUUUUUGUAAAUCAGUUCUGAAAAAAGGAACGAUGCUGCCACCAGCUCUAAAUAUUCCUAAAUGGCUUGAAGCCAACUCUCACCUCCUUCAGCCCCCGGUAAACAAUUACUGCGUCUACCACCCCUCCUCUCCCGCAACCUCUGGGUACACGGUGAUGAUAGUCGGCGGCCCGAACGCCCGCACUGACUACCACAUCAACUCGACUCCCGAAUUCUUCUACCAAUACCGGGGCUCCAUGCUGCUCAAGACUGUGGAUACGAGCACCAACCCGCCCACCUUCCAAGACAUCCCAAUCCAUGAGGGUUCACUGUUCUUAUUGCCCGCGAACACCCCGCACUGCCCCGUGCGCUUUAAGGAUACGGUGGGCGUCGUCAUGGAGCAGCCAAGACCUGGAAAUGCGGAGGAUGCGAUGAGGUGGUACUGUCGGAAGGAGGGAUGUGGGGAAGUAGUUUGGGAGAAGAGGUUUGUCUGUACGGAUCUGGGGACGCAGGUGAAGGAGGUGGUGGAAGAGUUUGCGGGCGAUGAGGGAAAGAGAACGUGCAAGGCGUGCGGGACGAUUGCGGAGUCAAGGUUUAAGGAAGGGGAGGUCGUACAGCCUCCCAAAAUACCGGAGUAGAUCGGUCAGAUGCGAUGAUGAGAUGAGGUAUGACAAAAAAAAAGUAGGGUGUCAGAGUUAGCAAAGCAAACGGUGAACACCAUGUAUAAGUUAGAAGACUUCUAAUUAUCGAUUAUGGCACCAGUGGCUAGUACUAGUAGUAUGACAUGGGCAACGUAGGGCUCCAAGAGAGAUGAAUAGAGGGAAGAAUGGUGAGGUUGUUCCGGAUCUGGGGAUCGCAAGAUAGCCGACAACGACCUUGCAACAAAGAAAUCAAUACUAAUAAAACAAUUAUCCAAGCGGCCGAACCGAGUUGCAGUGCGAACAUGCUUCAUCUGGUAUAUGGAACAGAGCGCAAGAACGAGAGCAAAAGCAGAAACCUGACAUUAGUACAUGGGUAUGCGUAUGGUACGGUUCAUGCGAGCAAGACGAUUAUAAGAGGUAGAUGGAAGGUAAUAACGAGCCCGCUAAAGCCAGUUUAAAGGGCAUGUCAUGUCAGUUACUCGGGGCCAUCAUAGGCUAUUGUUCUUAAUCAUCGAACGGGCAGUCUAUGCUCUCGUGUCCGUCCCGCUCGCACAGAGCGCACCAUUUCGUCUCGUCAAUGAUGCCACUCGCCUU
Aspergillus nidulans FGSC A4 is the source of this 1226-nucleotide messenger RNA. Its product is annotated as 3-hydroxyanthranilate 3,4-dioxygenase. The record is from RefSeq and is a predicted model, not a curated record. The coding region runs from base 45 to 629 and encodes 194 amino acids. NCBI's taxonomy places the organism in Eukaryota, Fungi, Ascomycota, Eurotiomycetes, Eurotiales, Aspergillaceae. The transcript has 2 exons.